AUGCUUAGAUCCAGACUACUAUCAACUGCUAGACGCUCCAUGGUCAUCACACCAAAAAGAAUGAUGUUCCCAGCCUUCCCAACCACCCAAUUGAGAUUAUCAUUAACCCCAUCUUUAAUUAGAUCUUAUUCUCAUGCUCCAGAAUUAACUCGUGAUAUUAUUAAAGAAAGAGUAUUGGAUAUUUUUGAAGGUUUUGAUAAAGUCGCAGAGGAUAAAUCAUUAGAAGAAACUUCAGAUAUUUCUAAAGAUUUAGGUUUAGAUUCUUUAGAUAUAGUUGAUAUUGUAAUGGCUUUAGAAGAGGAAUUUUCAAUUGAAAUUCCUGAAAAAGAUGUUCCAGGUUUGAAAACUAUUGGUGAUGCUAUUAAUUAUAUUGAAAACACUCCAGAUUCUGCUUAG
Molecule: messenger RNA, 396 nt
Organism: Hansenula ciferrii
Lineage: Eukaryota; Fungi; Ascomycota; Saccharomycetes; Phaffomycetales; Wickerhamomycetaceae
Gene: ACP2
Product: acyl carrier protein
Exons: 1
Coding region: 1-396 (131 amino acids)
Biological process (GO): fatty acid biosynthetic process
Cellular component (GO): mitochondrion
Molecular function (GO): acyl binding; acyl carrier activity
Source: RefSeq, a predicted model, not a curated record